Messenger RNA from Apis laboriosa (Himalayan honeybee), 3790 nucleotides. It is a transcript of the gene pea, whose product is annotated as ATP-dependent RNA helicase DHX8. NCBI's taxonomy places the organism in Eukaryota, Metazoa, Arthropoda, Insecta, Hymenoptera, Apidae. The coding region runs from base 128 to 3706 and encodes 1192 amino acids. Gene Ontology annotation, cellular component: intracellular anatomical structure; catalytic step 2 spliceosome. The record is from RefSeq and is a predicted model, not a curated record. The transcript has 6 exons. Gene Ontology annotation, molecular function: ATP binding; RNA helicase activity; RNA binding. Gene Ontology annotation, biological process: spliceosomal complex disassembly; mRNA splicing, via spliceosome.
CCUAUUUUAUUGCAAAUUUCGGAAUAUCAAUUUGAAAAACAAAUUGUCAACUGGAAGUACGAACCAUGGUAUAAAACUUGGCAGUAUCAUUUUUUCGAAGCAUAUACUAUUCUAAAUAAUAAUAAAAAUGGAUGAAGUUGCAAAGCUUGAACAUUUAUCAUUAGUGUCAAAAAUUUGUACAGAAUUAGAAAAUCAUUUAGGAUUAAAUGACAAAGAUUUAGCUGAAUUCAUAAUUCAUUUGGCAGAGAAAAAUAAUACAUUUGAUAAAUUUAAGAAGGUUCUUAUAGAAAAUGGAGCAGAAUUUUCGGAAUCUUUUAUGGCUAAUUUGUUAAGAAUAAUACAGCAUAUGAAGCCAACUAAAUCUCAGGAAAAGUUAUCAAAAUCUACAACAAAACAAGAUGAGUUAGCUCAAAAAUUCCCUGUUUUAGCUCUACCAAAUGAAGAGCCAAAAACAGUAGAUGAUAUAGUCAGUAGUGCUAUGGCAAGUUUAGAGGAAUUAGCACCAUCAAAAAAAUCUAGCAAACAGGAUAGCAAAAAGGAUGAUCAAUCAAAUGAUAAUAAUGAUAAAAAAAAUAAACAUUCUAAAAGAAGUAGAUCAAAAGAUAGAAGAAGACAUAAAUCACGUUCACCAUAUCGUAAAGAUAGAAAACACAAAUCCAGAUCUAGAUCCCGUUCAAAAUCACGAGAUCGAUCAAGAUCUAGAGACAGAAGACGUCAUAGAUCUCGAGAUCGUAAGAGGUCUAGAUCGAGAGAUAGAAAAUUUCAUAGGGAUAGAUAUUCUAAUAAAUCUGAUCGAUCUAGAUCACGAUCUAUAGAAGAACUUUCCAUGGAUCCAGAAGUUGGUAAAAUUUAUUCAGGAAAAGUAGCUAAUAUUGUACCUUUUGGUUGUUUCGUUCAAUUAGAAGGCUUGAAACGAAGAUGGGAAGGUUUGGUUCAUAUUUCACAAUUAAGAAGAGAGGGAAGAGUUGCGAGUGCGAGUGAUGUAGUAUCUAGAGGACAGAAAGUGCUCGUCAAAGUUCUCAAUAUAGGUGGACAAAAGGUUUCUUUAAGUAUGAAAGAUGUUGAUCAAGAAACUGGUAGAGAUUUGAAUCCUGUUGUGACUGUUACCAAAACCGAAGAAGAUGAAAAACAUUUAAGAAAUCCAGAUAGACCUACUUCUUUGUUAGAACUUCAGGGUAAUUGGGAUGAAGAUGAAACUUAUUCUAGGAAACGAGUGCAAAGAUUAUCAUCUCCAGAAAAAUGGGAAAUUAAACAAAUGCUUGCUGCUUCUUGUAUCGAUAGGAGUGAAUUGCCAGAAUUCGAUAUGGAAACUGGAAUUCUUCCACGCGAGGAUGAUGAAGAAGAAGAUGUUGAAAUAGAAUUAGUAGAAGAAGAACCGCCAUUUUUGCAUGGACAUGGAAGAGCUCUUGGAGAUUUAAGUCCUGUCCGUAUAGUAAAAAAUCCUGAUGGCUCUUUAGCACAAGCUGCAAUGAUGCAAAGUGCUUUAGCAAAAGAAAGAAGGGAACAAAAAAUGUUGCAAAGAGAACAAGAAAUGGAUUCUGUUCCAACAGGUCUUAAUAAAAAUUGGAUCGAUCCUUUACCUGAAGCUGAAAGCAGAACUUUAGCUGCAAACAUGCGCGGGAUUGGCCUUCAAACUCAAGAUCUUCCUGAGUGGAAAAAACACGUUAUAGGAGGGAAAAAAUCUUCCUUUGGCAAGAAAACAAAUUUAACUCUUCUUGAACAGCGUCAGAGUUUACCAAUAUAUAAACUCAGGGACGAUUUAGUUAAAGCUGUUACUGAUAAUCAAAUUUUGAUUGUAAUUGGUGAAACAGGAUCAGGAAAAACUACCCAAAUUACACAGUUUUUAGGUGAAGCAGGAUUUACUGCCCGUGGAAAGAUCGGUUGUACUCAACCUAGAAGAGUAGCAGCUAUGUCAGUUGCUAAAAGAGUGGCGGAAGAAUUUGGUUGCCGUUUAGGACAAGAAGUUGGUUAUACAAUUCGUUUUGAAGAUUGUACUGGACCAGAAACUAAUAUAAAGUAUAUGACUGAUGGUAUGUUGCUUCGAGAAUGUCUUAUGGAUCUCGAUUUAAAAACAUAUUCCGUAAUUAUGUUGGAUGAAGCACAUGAACGGACUAUUCAUACGGAUGUUCUUUUUGGAUUAUUAAAACAAGCUGUACGCCGUAGACCAGAUCUAAAAUUGAUUGUUACAAGUGCUACUUUGGAUGCUGUAAAGUUUUCUCAGUAUUUUUUUGAAGCACCCAUUUUCACUAUUCCUGGCAGAACAUUCGAAGUUGAAGUCAUGUAUACUAAAGAACCUGAAACAGAUUAUUUAGAUGCUGCACUAAUAACAGUAAUGCAAAUACAUUUAAGAGAACCUCCAGGAGACAUACUUCUAUUCCUGACUGGCCAAGAAGAAAUUGAUACAGCUUGCGAAAUUUUAUAUGAACGUAUGAAAUCUUUAGGUCCCGAUGUGCCUGAAUUAAUUAUUUUACCUGUAUAUUCGGCACUUCCUUCGGAGAUGCAGACCAGAAUAUUCGAGCCAGCUCCACCUGGUUCCAGAAAAGUAGUGAUAGCUACUAAUAUAGCGGAAACAAGUUUAACUAUUGAUGGAAUUUAUUAUGUAGUUGAUCCAGGAUUUGUUAAACAGAAAGUGUAUAAUUCUAAGACUGGAAUGGAUAGUCUUAUAGUAACACCAAUAAGUCAAGCAGCUGCAAAACAAAGAGCUGGUAGAGCUGGAAGAACUGGACCAGGAAAAUGUUAUAGACUUUACACAGAAAGAGCUUAUAGAGAUGAAAUGCUUCCGACGCCAGUUCCAGAAAUUCAACGUACUAACUUGGCAACCACAGUGUUGCAAUUAAAAACUAUGGGUAUCAAUGAUUUAUUACACUUUGAUUUUAUGGAUGCUCCACCUGUGGAGUCUCUUAUUAUGGCUUUAGAAUCUUUGCAUAGCUUAAGUGCAUUAGAUAAUGAAGGUUUAUUAACCAGAUUAGGCAGAAGAAUGGCAGAGUUUCCUCUAGAACCUAAUUUAUCCAAAAUGCUCAUCAUGAGUGUGCAUCUUCAAUGUUCUGAUGAAAUAUUAACUAUUGUCAGCAUGUUAUCUGUUCAAAAUGUCUUCUAUAGGCCAAAAGAUAAACAAGCUUUAGCAGAUCAAAAAAAGGCCAAAUUCAAUCAACCAGAAGGUGAUCAUUUAACUUUGUUAGCAGUUUAUAAUUCCUGGAGAAAUAACAAGUUUAGUAAUGCAUGGUGUUACGAAAAUUUUGUACAAAUUAGAACAUUAAAACGCGCUCAGGAUGUUCGAAAACAAUUAUUAGGUAUAAUGGAUAGACACAAAUUGGAUGUAGUAUCUGCUGGUAAGAACACUGUAAGAAUUCAGAAAGCUGUUUGUUCUGGUUUCUUUCGAAAUGCUGCGAAAAAAGAUCCUCAAGAAGGAUACAGAACUUUAGUAGAUAGUCAAGUUGUCUAUAUUCAUCCAAGUAGCGCAUUAUUUAAUAGACAACCAGAAUGGGUCAUUUAUCAUGAAUUGGUACAAACAACAAAAGAAUAUAUGAGAGAAGUGACAACUAUAGAUCCGAAAUGGUUAGUAGAGUUUGCUCCAGCAUUUUUCAAGUUUAGUGAUCCAACUAAAUUAAGUAAAUUCAAGAAAAAUCAAAGAUUAGAACCGCUUUAUAAUAAAUAUGAAGAACCGAAUGCUUGGCGAAUAUCAAGAGUUCGAAGAAGACGUAAUUAAUAUUUAUUAUAUAUAUAUUUGUAAAUAAUAUUUUGUACAGUCAUUAAUUAAGAAAUAACAUAUGAAUAAAUAUUCAUACAAAUA